Messenger RNA from Pterocles gutturalis (yellow-throated sandgrouse), 306 nucleotides. Its product is annotated as protein odd-skipped-related 2. The record is from RefSeq and is a predicted model, not a curated record. Gene Ontology annotation, biological process: regulation of transcription by RNA polymerase II; urogenital system development; embryo development. The transcript has a single exon. Gene Ontology annotation, molecular function: RNA polymerase II transcription regulatory region sequence-specific DNA binding; DNA-binding transcription factor activity, RNA polymerase II-specific. The annotation marks the transcript as partial. NCBI's taxonomy places the organism in Eukaryota, Metazoa, Chordata, Aves, Pterocliformes, Pteroclidae. Gene Ontology annotation, cellular component: nucleus.
AUGGGAAGCAAGGCUCUGCCAGCCCCCAUCCCGCUGCACCCGUCCCUGCAACUCACCAACUACUCCUUCCUCCAGGCUGUGAACACCUUCCCCGCAGCUGUGGACCAGUUGCAAGGUCUGUAUGGACUCAGCGCCGUGCAAACCAUGCACAUGAACCACUGGACAUUGGGCUACCCCAAUGUGCAUGAAAUCACCCGCUCCACCAUCACGGAGAUGGCGGCCGCCCAGGGCUUGGUAGACUCCCGCUUCCCUUUCCCCGCGCUGCCCUUCGCCACGCACCUCUUCCACCCCAAGCAAGGGGCCAUC